This is a messenger RNA of Pomacea canaliculata, 3406 nucleotides long. RefSeq names its product receptor-type tyrosine-protein phosphatase kappa-like. The transcript is spliced from 21 exons. The record is from RefSeq and is a predicted model, not a curated record. Gene Ontology annotation, biological process: protein dephosphorylation. NCBI's taxonomy places the organism in Eukaryota, Metazoa, Mollusca, Gastropoda, Architaenioglossa, Ampullariidae. Gene Ontology annotation, molecular function: protein tyrosine phosphatase activity. Bases 1 to 2598 code for a protein of 865 amino acids.
AUGGCGCUGGCUGCAACGAAACGUGCGGCAACUGUUCAGGUAACAGCUUAUGUAACAUCUAUGACGGCAGUUUGCGGUAAUGGUUUCUACGGAGUCAACUGCACCAGCACGUGCGGAAACUGCACUAACGGAACAACGUGUGAUUCCGCGUCAGGAAUGUGUCCUAAGGGAUGUAGUCCCGGAUAUCAGGGAAUUUACUGUAAUGAAAAAUGCAAUUAUUCAUACGGCAUCAACUGCAGUAAGACAUGUGGAAACUGCUCAGAUGGAACACCGUGUCUACCUGACUCGGGAAUGUGUCCUCACGGCUGUGUUGCUGGGUAUCAGCUACCCUACUGCAAUGAAAACUGUAUUGGUGGAUAUUAUGGAACAGACUGCAAGGAGACGUGUGGACACUGUAAGAACAACGUGUCCUGCUCCACCAGCACGGGACUGUGUCCUGAAGGCUGCGAAGGUUCUUGGCGGGGAGACAAUUGUAUGCAAGAAGCUGUCGUGGACCCCGGGGAUAAGACCGGUGUUAUCGCUGGAGUAACUGUUGCUUGCAUUGCCGUUUUGAUCAUCGCCAUCGUUGUUCUAGCUGUAUUUUUGCUGAGGGACGGACACAAAACCGCAAAAGGAAAAACCCAGCAUCGCAGUCAAGCCAACAGUGGUGAAGAUGUCUUCGUCAAAUGGAGAGGAGGUCAACGGUGUCAAGCAGGAGAACGUAGCAGGGUUUCCUCUAAAGCACCGAAGAAAAACCACGGGACUUCUGCAAACAUUCUUCCCGAUCUGGAGGAGGAGUGUGACCACAUUUACAGAAAUGAUGAGAGUGUGUACGCCACCUUCAAGGCCUCCAGACCUCAACUGGACAAAGUGCAGCAAACCUUGAUAGACUUGCUGGCGUCUGGACAGCUCACAGAGCGCUUUGAGGAGCUGCCCAAAGGACUAACAGACGAGCACGAGGCCGCUAAACUUCCUGUUAACGUCAAGAAGAACAGAUACUACUCCGUUCUUCCUUAUGACAAAAAUCGUGUGGUUUUGACGGACGGUUUCUCAGAGGGAAAGGCUACAGAUUAUAUCAACGCUAGCUAUAUAACGGGAUUUCAUCAACAAAAGACCUACAUCGCAACGCAAGGACCGCGUGAAAACACCGUGGAAGACUUCUGGCGGAUGGUGUGGCAAGAGCAUAUAACUCAGAUUAUCAUGCUGACUAGUCUUAUUGAGGAUGGCAAGACCAAGUGUUUCGAGUACUGGCCAGAGCGGGACAGAUCACAGACGUACGGUCCUGUCACAGUCCGGUGUGUAGACGUCCAGUGCCGGGCCAACUUCUUCAUCAGGGCUUUCAUCAUCCAGAUGCAUGCUAGCGGAGAGAAGCGAGAGGUGGAGCAGUUGAAUUUCGUGGCCUGGCCUGACCACGGAGUCCCCACCACAACAUCGCUUCUCAACUUCUGGCGCUUUGCCAAGUCACGUGCUCCACAACCACUUUCGUCGCCUGUCCUGGUGCACUGCACCGCUGGUGUCGGUCGGACUGGAGCAUUCAUCGGUCUUGACAUUGCUUACGAGCACGCCGUCAGUGGAGGAGAUGUCCAUGUCUAUGACGUUGUUAAGCGCAUGCGUGAAGAACGAUGCACCAUGGUGCAGGCUGCAGAACAGUUCGUCUUUCUACACAAAGCUGUGCUGGAAGCUUACACAGGCAGGGACACAGUCAUACCUAGUGACAGGUUUAACUCCAUUUUCUCCCAAGUAGUCAGAGAACAUCCACGAAUUGAAGGCGAAUUCAAGAAAGUGAUCCAAAUGCGAUCACUAGCACCAGACAUGUCAGUCAAGGUAGCGGCAGAAGCAAGAAACAAGGCAAAGAUAAGAAACUCAACUUACCUGCCAGCGGACAAUCACCUGGUCUACCUCACGACUCACGUGCCGGGGCGUGAUCAGUUUAUCAGCGCUGUCUACGUGUCGACUUACAGAGAAUACAAAGGCAGUAUUCUGACUCAACUUCCUCUGGAAGAAACACUGGUGGACUUCUGGCGAAUGGUGGACGGAUGUGACGUCAAUACAAUCGUCUCCCUUGGUGAAGAAAAAGCAGAGACAGUAAAAAAUAUUUGCCAAUUCUGGCCGAAGGAUGCUGGAACGUCUCUCACCGUCCACCCUUAUGUCAUCUGUCAUAUAAGCACAUUUUCGUUGGGAAGUCAUUUAAUCUCAUACACUCUGAGCUUAGAGAAAAAGAAGAUACCCGGAUGUCGUCAAGUACAGCUGCUUCAUUACACAGCCUGGACCGGCGACCUGCCAGACGACAUGACGGACCUGCUGGGGCUGAUGGACAAGGUGGACGCUCUCUGUCUCCAUGAGAACAACUCUGGUCCGGUCAUCAUCCAGUGCCAUGACGGCGUGACGAGGAGUGGGUUAUUCUCUACCCUUUGGAACGUCCUCAGCCGUUUGACGUCAGACAAGGAAAUUGACGUGUACAUGGCAGUCAGAGAGACUCACAGCGUCAUACCACAUGCCAUGACGUCACUGGAGCAGUAUCGUUACUGUUAUGAGGUGGCUCAGAAGCGGAUCUCAGAUAUGAAUAUCUACACCAACGCUGAUCGUUCAACAGAUAUGAACAUCUACAGCAACAUGUGAUCAUUCAACAGAGAUGAACAUCUACACCAACGUUGAUUACCCAACAGACAUGAACAUCCACAGAAACAUCUGAUUACGAUCACUCAAUACACAUGAACAUCAAAACCGUCACCUGAUCAUUCAGCAUAAUAUAAACUUUACGCCAAAUCAUGAUUGCUUGAAAGAUAUUAACAUUGAAUUCAACAUUUGAUCACUUUAAAAUUCAAUGUCAGCCACACCGAGCAUCUUGUUACAUUUUAUCUGUCUCACACUAAAGACUUUUACACUAUAGAGUUUUUUUUCUUAAUGUUCACAUUUAUCUAUAAAAUACAUGUUUGCAUAAUACUUAGUUUAUACGAUUUUCCAUCGUAAAUGUGUUAUUUCCAUGUCUAUUACAAUGGCUUUUCUUAAACGUUGUAUAUAUUAUCUAUGUAUGGAAUAUGUUUUAAUGGUUUCUUUAAGUAUUGUAGCGAAAAUUUUUAUACUCCUCGAAAAUUUUAUUAAGCUCUGGGCAAUUCUGGCUCGUACUACCAAUAUCCUUGCCUCACUUGACAAGCUUUACCACUUGUCCUUUACAUAUUACAUCCUCUGCAAGAGAUUAAAAAACUGAGCACUUCCUUGGUCACAAAUAGCGAGCAACCUCAGUCCUCUUCAUCGGAAAUCUCUGUGAUAUCUGUAAUCAUGUGGAAUUCAAAGGCGAUAACGGAUAGCUGUUAACUAGAGAAAAACGGGAGCGAGGAGCAACCUUUUUUAAUAUAAUGAAAAUAAGUUAAAGUUAUAGCUUCACAAAAUAAUAUUGUAAGAUACUCUCCUAGUUAAUCUUUGUCGU